This is a messenger RNA of Moneuplotes crassus, 1863 nucleotides long. The record is from the annotation of a GenBank genome assembly. NCBI's taxonomy places the organism in Eukaryota, Ciliophora, Spirotrichea, Euplotida, Euplotidae.
UUAUAAAAUAGAAAUGAAGAAAGUGCUAGUAUGGAUUCGUAAUUCGGUUAAGGAAACUGAUAUGUUUCCCCAGCCUAUCAGUCUGACUUUUAAAGGCAAACAGAACUUCAAGUCUUUGUAUGGAGGCAUUGUUAGUACUCUGAUCAUUAUGGCUCUGGUGGCGUACGGAAUCCAGAUAUUUGUCAAGAUGGUGAAGCGGGAAGAUACAAACAAGUCAAAGAAUAGUAUUGUAAACGACCCUCUGACGAUAGAAGAGUAUUAUGACUUGACACAGGAUGAUUUUUCCUUUGCAGUUUCCUUAAUUGACCAACAGACUUCGCUCUCUUUUAUAGAUCCUACAUACUUCAAUGUUUCUAUUACUCAGAUUGAAGUGGGAUACAAUUUCCAAGAAAAUAAAGCAGAUUUCAAUGAAUAUUCAAAAGAUUCUUCCAUCUGUGGAGAGAACUACCCAAAGAUCAACAAAGAUGUGGAUGUCUUCAGGGAUAUUUAUAAGAACAGCAGUUAUUGUCCUGCCAACUCAACUCUGACUGUUGGAGGAAGUGUCCUUAAGAAUCAAAGGAAAUCAAUUAAGAUUUAUGUUAAAGAAUGUGUUAAUGGCACUUCUAUUGUCUGUCAAAGCAAUGCAGAUAUCAAAAAUAAAGCUAAAUAACAUCCAGGUAUUCCUCAAUCUGGGCACUAAGUAUUUUGACUUUGAUGACUAUGAGAACCCCAUUAAAGGAACUCUCGAUAACAGAAUUUUCUAUGAACUUGUUCCGAGCGUCAAAAAGUUGAUCAGUAUUUAUAUCAGGAGAAGUAUUGUUUCACUUUCAGAUUCGAUCUUUCCGUUUGGGCAAGACAAUGAAAAGUCUUUUUACUCCAUGGGACAGUCUAGCUUUGAUUGGAAAUAUCCUGAUAAUUCAACUGAUCCGUCUCUUUUAGUGAUUGAGUUUCAGAUAGAUCCCAUAGUAGAUUCUUUCGAGAGGCGAGUAUAUACCUUCUUGGAUCUGUCAGGUCAGCUUGGAGGAUUCUUUGAAAUCCUUUUACUCAUUGGAGGAAUUCUGGUUAAUUAUUUUGCAAACAAGUUAUACGAAUAUUAUAUGUUCCAAAACCUUUAUUCAACUGAAGCUUCCACAAUUAACAAAAAGUUUGAUAAUAAAGUUUCUCCAAAGAAGGAAUCUGAAAGUGAAGGUAGCAAUAAAGAUUCUACUUUCAAAGUGAACAACGAAUCUCGGUCUGAACAUCAAGAACUAUCAGACGAAUUAAAGGAAAAUAAUCAAAAAGAACUUAGCCUAAUUGAGAAAAUAAAAUUAAAAAUAUUCAAAAAGAAAAGAAAUCUCAAACCAAAGGAUCUCACAAAAUCAUGUCUACCUUUCAUUAAAAAUAACUCAAGUCGUCAAUUCGCUCUCCUCAGUGACAGAUUCUCCGAUGAGUGCGACCUGCCCUCAAUUCUGUGUUCGAUCCGCCAGCUCAAGACUCUGAUGCGAAUGAUCCUCAAAGAUCACCAACUGAUGUUGAUGGGCUUCGACGCCAGCAGCGAUGUCAACUUCCAGUCUGAGCCUCAGGUGAUGAGUCCAGCUGAGUAUCCGAGCAAAACUGAAGAACCAUCGAAAGAAUUUGACCGAAGAGUGCAAGAGCUGAUUAGCAAUCUGGAGACAGUGGAGGAACAUGAACUGGAACAGGAUGCGAACAUAAUAAUUUUUGGAGUCAAAGCUAGCGAGGAAGAAAGCAUUAAGCACCCUGAAUCCAUAGCAAAAGAGAGCGUUGCUUCCAAAAUAGGUCUGCUCGAAGAAGAGAAGGAAGAUGUUGGCUGGGGAAAAGACCCACCUCCCAAAAAUAAUGAACCUUAAGAAAAAAUAUAAUAUUGGCACCAUUUCAGUUUUGAAA